GAAAAGAAAAUUCCAACACCACUCCCUGAUAAUCAUCAUCUUCUCUGUGUUCCUCUCGGUAGCCCUUUUCUUCUCUGGAACCACCCAUAUGAACUCCUGACCCGAUGCUUCCAUCCCGUCGAGUUCAACAAAGUUGUUAACAACGGUGGUUUCAUGAACUUGUUGAAGGUCAACCUUGGAAUGUUAAGCUUGUUGGCCACGUCAUGCACCCAUGGCGGAGUCGCCGUUGAUGAAAAGGAUAGGAGAGAGAAUGAAGGAAGAAAGGGGGAAAGAAAGUAAUGGGCGUCGAUGAUUGGUCACAACGGGUCUCCAUCUCUGGCAGCGGUUCUAUUUCUUCUCUAGCAACAAGGGCUUUCAUGAUGAACUUGUGUCCAAGCAGUGACAGUUUUUUUUUUAUUGAUAGUGUGACCAUUUUGUUUGAAACCAGGUCCCCAGUAGUGUCAAUUUUUAUUGAGCCCAUAGUCAUGGCAGUAGCAAUUAAUGGGUUGUGUUUAUGGUCUAAUGGCAGUGAAGAUUCAGACAUUAGUGGUGGACUGGUGGCGAGAGUACUUGAGCUAUGAUUGGGUUCUUCUUAUUUGAAAACUUAGAAAAUAAAAAACCACCCCAUAGGGUCCGUAAUUUUUAGUUGUAGGUUUCUAAAAUUUUAAAAAGACUUAAAUAUUUUGAAUCCAUGAUAAAUUAAUAAAUUUUUAUUUGUGUUCUUAAUAUUUUUUUUUUUGCCUUAAUUGUGCUAAUAUAUUUAUUUUUUCAUUUCAGUAUGUUGAUUUUGUAUUAGUCUUUUCGAAAAUUAUUUAAUUGAGACUAAUAACAAAUGUUACUUUGAUUGUGACACCACAAAACAUUCUAAUGUUGAAAUAAGAAUCUAAUAUAAAAAUAAGUUAAGCCAAAAUCUUAGUUGAGGUAGGAGUCCUUGGAUAUAAAAAUAUUUUGGUCACAAAAGUUGUUAGGUUGAUUAGAUGUCAGGUGAGAAGCCAUAUGGCUAGAUAUAUGUUGAGUAUUUGAUUGCUUGAGUUUGUUUAUCACUUGAAAUCCGAGAUAGCAAAAUUGAUAUUCUCAUGUUUAGGGGUUCUUAAGGUGAUUUUUGAUGGUCAAAAUCGCCUAUGUAAAAUGGGGAUAAUUUGACAAUAUUUGAUGGUGUAUUUAGCACAUGGUGUUGGUUAGAGUGAAACCCGAAGGAAUGUGGAGCAGGGCAGAUUGGAGUGGAGCAGGGCAAUUUUAAGGCCGUUGUAUUUGCUGCAUUCUAUUAUUCUCUUGUGAAUGAAUUACAAAACCAAAAAACACCCCUUUCUCUAACAUAUCCAUCCUCUCACGCAAUGCGAGGCCACGAUUGGAUCAAUUCCUGCUUUCCCGACGAGUUAAUCGUUGAAAUCUUCUCCCGCCUCCACUCCAAGUCCACCCGCGACGCUUGCUCCCUCGUUUGCCGCCGCUGGUUCCGCCUCGAGCGCCGAACCCGAACAACCCUCCGAAUCGGCGCCACCCACCUCUUCCUCCACCGUCUCCCCUCCCGUUUCUCCAAUAUCAGAAAUCUCUACAUCGACGAACGCCUUUCCAUUCCCCUCCACCUCGUCCGUCCGAUCAAUCUCCUCCCAUUCUUACAUCUCAAUUUGAAUUUGAAUUUGAAUUUCAUUUUCAUUUUCAUUUUUUUCCAGGGGAAAAGACGCCCGAACGACGAAGAGGGCGAUCUCGAUUCUCUCUGUUUAUCAGAUGCUGGUCUAUCUGCUCUUGGCGAAGGCUUCCCCAAGCUCCACAAAUUGGGCUUAAUCUGGUGUUCCAACGUCUCUAGCGAUGGUUUGACAUCCCUAGCUCGGAAAUGCACUUCUCUCAAAGCCUUGGACUUACAAGGUUGUUAUGUUGGGGAUCAAGGUCUGGCUGCUGUUGGACAGUGUUGCAAGCAGCUUGAAGACUUGAAUCUGCGAUUCUGCGAAGGAUUGACUGAUACUGGUCUGGUUGAAUUAGCCUUAGGUGUGGGGAAGUCGUUGAAAUCUCUUGGUGUGGCAGCUUGUGCCAAGAUAACUGAUAUCUCAAUGGAGGCUGUAGGGUCACAUUGCAGGUCCCUUGAGACCUUGUCGUUGGACUCUGAGUGCAUCCACAAUAAAGGGCUGCUUGCUGUGGCACAAGGAUGUCCAACUUUGAAGGUUCUAAAGCUGCAAUGUAUUAAUGUUACAGAUGAUGCUUUGCAAGCUGUAGGCGCUAACUGUCUGUCUCUGGAGUUACUGGCACUAUACAGUUUUCAGAGAUUUACUGAUAAGGGGUUGCGUGGCAUUGGGAAUGGAUGUAAGAAGUUAAAGAAUUUGACUUUGAUUGAUUGCUAUUUCAUAAGUGAUAAGGGUUUGGAAGCAAUUGCUAAUGGUUGCAAGGAACUUACACAUCUUGAAGUCAAUGGAUGUCACAACAUUGGAACUUUGGGGCUAGAAUACAUUGGGAGAUCUUGCCAGUAUCUCACUGAGUUAGCAUUGCUUUACUGCCAUAGAAUAGGUGAUGUUAGCCUUCUUGAGGUGGGAAAGGGGUGCAAAUUCUUGCAAGUUCUUCACUUGGUAGAUUGCUCAAGCAUCGGAGAUGAUGCCAUGUGUAGUAUAGCUAAUGGCUGCAGGAAUCUAAAGAAGCUUCAUAUUCGUCGUUGUUACAAGAUUGGGAACAAGGGACUCAUUGCUGUUGGCAAGCAUUGUAAGUCACUAACAGAUCUUAGCAUUCGAUUCUGCGAUAGGGUGGGAGACGGGGCUCUUACUGCAAUAGCUGAGGGCUGUUCCCUUCAUUAUCUGAAUGUUAGUGGUUGUCACCAAAUUGGAGAUGCUGGAGUGAUAGCCAUCGCAAGGGGUUGUCCUCAACUCUGUUACUUAGACGUGAGUGUACUGCAGAAUCUGGGUGAUAUGGCAAUGGCUGAGUUGGGAGAACACUGCACAUUGCUUAAAGAAAUUGUGCUUUCACACUGCCGUCAAAUUACUGAUGUUGGACUGACACAUCUUGUGAAAAGUUGCACAUUGUUGGAGUCUUGUCAAAUGGUUUAUUGCUCAGGUAUAACUUCAGCUGGGGUGGCCACCGUUGUUUCUAGCUGUCCCAACAUGAAGAAAGUCCUGGUUGAGAAGUGGAAGGUUAGCCAACGGACAAAGCGACGAGCUGGCUCUGUAAUUGCCUGCUUGUGUGUGGACCUUUAGACCAUAUACAUUUAUAUAUAUAUGACCUUGAGCCUUUUUCUGUUUGAUUUGUGAAUAUACAAAAAGCUGCCGGCAACUCUCAAUCUAAUCUUAUGGGUAUGAAAGAUGAGGCAAAGUAGGGUGCCUGGCUUUAUAGGAGUUGUAACAUGAGUAUCAAGAGUGCAGAAAGCAAUGGUUUAGAUAAAUAAAUGUUGUUUAUAAUAGCAUGGUCUAUAGGUAGAUAUAAAAAAAGUAUUAGGACCCUCAUAUUGAUUUAACACGUUAGGGAGAAAUCUUAUUAAGCAAAACUACUUUGUUUAUAUCUUAUUGCUCCAAGUAAAAAGCCACAAUUGUUCGAGAGAUCUUGUUCUUUGCUUGGAACUUGGAUUCUUUGUUGAAGUAGGGAUUUGUGCAUGGUUUCUGUAAUGUCUUCCCUUUCUGUUGCUCCUGUCACCCCUCCAAUUCCUGCCCCCUUACCCCAUCCAGACACUGCAGUUUAUCAGAUGACUUACAUGAGCAAGUCAGUUUUCUUUCUGGUAUAACGAGAAGGUCACUGCAACCUGAGCCACACUGUUACUCGAAUAUAGUUUAUCUUAUCAUAUAGAGAUUGUUGCAAAUUGUUCUAUGCAGGUCAUAAAUAUUUGGUGAAAAAAACAAUUUGUGAUGUUUAUUUAUUUCCUUCUGUUCUUUAUAAUUCAUUUAUCCGUGUAACCCAUCUCGCUUAGUGAGAUAAGACUUUUGUUGUUCUUUAUAAUUUAUUUAUUUCUGUAAUCGGCACCACCCUGCGUUCGGGGUCUC
Messenger RNA from Glycine soja, 3929 nucleotides. Its product is annotated as F-box/LRR-repeat protein 4. The coding region runs from base 1314 to 3152 and encodes 612 amino acids. The transcript is spliced from 7 exons. Lineage: Eukaryota; Viridiplantae; Streptophyta; Magnoliopsida; Fabales; Fabaceae. The record is from RefSeq and is a predicted model, not a curated record. Gene Ontology annotation, molecular function: protein binding. Gene Ontology annotation, biological process: SCF-dependent proteasomal ubiquitin-dependent protein catabolic process. Gene Ontology annotation, cellular component: SCF ubiquitin ligase complex.